Patiria miniata (bat star) is the source of this 1688-nucleotide messenger RNA. RefSeq names its product GTP-binding protein Di-Ras2-like. The transcript has 2 exons. The record is from RefSeq and is a predicted model, not a curated record. Gene Ontology annotation, molecular function: GTP binding; GTPase activity. Lineage: Eukaryota; Metazoa; Echinodermata; Asteroidea; Valvatida; Asterinidae. The coding region runs from base 371 to 1084 and encodes 237 amino acids.
GUACAUGUACAUGAGAACGACAUGAAAAACGUAUUUGUACUCCGUCAUGUCUGAUGUAAACAAGCGUGUUUUUUUUUUCGUCUUUUCUCGGGAACGGUGCACCGUAGCUGGGGCGGGAGUGUUCAACGGAUGUGAUGUCUUGUGCCUGAAUAUUUGACGUACGCAACUCAUUUUCAUUUGGGAGACGUAGGAUUGCCCCAAGCUCCAAUAUGUGUCAUUUCGAUUUUAUCUCAUCAUUGAGUCAUACACUUCUGCGAUAACGCAUCUUUGUUGAGUGAAUAUCCCCCAUACAGUCAACAUUCAACAAGUAGCCCUACAUAGGCCUAAUACUUUGUCGUUAUUAGUUACAUUAGACCCCCAGCCAAACAUCAUGGAUGACUGGGAAAGAUAUCGACUGGUCGUACUAGGAGCCGGCAAAGUGGGCAAAACCUCCAUCAUCUCGCAGUUUCUUAGCAACAAAUUUGACGAGAAAUAUAAAGAGACUGUUGAAGAUCUGCACUGCAGGGAAUACAAUGUAAAUGGACAUUGUAUUAAAGUGGACAUCCUGGACACAUCGGGUACCCUUCAAUUCCCAGCAAUGCGACGCUUAUCAAUCUCGACGGCUCACGCCUUUCUUCUUGUCUACUCAGUGGAUGAUCACAAUUCCAUGCAGGUUGUGCGACAGAUUUACGAACAAAUUCGCGAGCAACGGGUCAACUUUGAUGAACUUCCCAUUGUGGUUGUUGGCAACAAAACAGACCGAGCAGAAUUCCGUGAGGUAGAAGAAAUUGAAAUGCAUGAUUUGAUUGUCAGAGAGGCCUGGCACUGCAAUUUCCUCGAGGUCUCAGCGAUGGAAAAUCUAGGAAUUCUGGAAAUUUUUCAGAAGCUUCUUCAAAUGGCGAAAAUUCCCGUCGCCAGAGAGCUUAGCCCAGUUCUGAAACGCCGCAUGAGCGAGUAUGGAUACAAACGCCGUAAAGAUGGAAGAGGGUCAUUUAAGGAGAGUGACAAAGAAAUGUCUCGCAGUAGAAGUCUUAUGCGACGCACAGGAAGACCGAAAGUCAAGCAGAGUCAAGACCCUACUAAAAGUGACUGUGUGAUUUCAUAGGUGAUUUUGCCUGUAAACUAUUCAGUUCCAAAUCCGUUAGUCAAGGGCGCAGUCUGGCAGUUUCCUGAGGUUUAGGCAUAAUGUAUACACAUUAUUUGAAUUAUGCUCUACGAUCCUGUCAUCAACAUGUGUUCAUAUUCAUUUGAAUGGUGUUUGUAAAUGUAACGUGGUUUGCUAACCUUUAGGACUGACCUUCCUUCUCUUUUAAUUAAGAAGCCUAUUACCAAUCUGCAUAGAAUUUGCAAAUAUUUUGGAGGUUAGUGUGUUGCAGCAGUUUUACGCAGUUUACCAUUAACAUAAGCUUUUGUAUAAAUAGAAAUGCAAUUUUAGAUGAGUGUGAUUAUUGUACUUUAAGUGCGAGCUGGAAAUUUGUCAAAAGAAUUUUAAAAACCAUUGUCUCUUGAUCAAUUGUAUUCAAUUCCGGAACAGAUAAUCAUCGAACCAGCAUUAUGAUUUGUAAACUACUGGAAGUGCACAGAAAUGUCGUUCUGAAAUAACUGAAAUAACAUUGAAAGCCUUUUUUCCAGGGUUUUUAAUGCUUCAGCUGUAAACUAUUUAUCAAUUAGUUUGGGUUUUAAGAUACAUUCCAAUUUGUUUCAAAGCA